Miscanthus lutarioriparius is the source of this 645-nucleotide messenger RNA. The record is from the annotation of a GenBank genome assembly. Lineage: Eukaryota; Viridiplantae; Streptophyta; Magnoliopsida; Poales; Poaceae.
AUGGCGCCCGGUGUGGAAGCCGUGAAGGAGACAGGCUCGUUCCAAAAGGUUCCUGCCUUGAACGAAAGGAUACUGUCAUCCAUGUCCAGGAGAUCUGUUGCUGCACACCCUUGGCAUGAUCUGGAGAUAGGUCCUGGCGCUCCAACCAUAUUCAACUGCGUCAUUGAGAUACCCAGGGGCAGCAAGGUUAAAUAUGAACUUGACAAGAAAACUGGACUGAUCAAGGUGGACCGUGUCCUGUAUUCAUCAGUUGUUUACCCUCACAACUAUGGAUUCAUUCCUCGCACACUUUGUGAAGACAGUGAUCCUUUGGAUGUACUGGUUAUAAUGCAGGAGCCAGUUAUCCCAGGCUGUUUUCUACGUGCAAAGGCCAUCGGCGUUAUGCCCAUGAUUGAUCAAGGAGAGGCCGACGACAAGAUCAUUGCAGUGUGCGCUGAUGAUCCUGAGUACAAGCAUUACAACGAUAUCAAGGACCUCCCACCUCACCGCUUGGCUGAAAUCAGGCGCUUCUUUGAGGACUACAAGAAGAAUGAGAACAAGGAGGUUGCUGUGAACGACUUUCUGCCUGCAACUGAAGCUUAUGAAGUCAUACAGCACUCCAUGGAUCUGUAUGCUACCUACAUCGUUGAGGGCCUGAGGAGGUAG